GGGGCCGCCACCACCGCCGCCGCCGAGCCCGAGGGCCCCGGGGCCAGCUGCGCGGCCGCCGCCAAGGCGCCAGUGAAGAAGAACGCGAAGGUGGCCAGCGUGAGUGUGCAGCUGGAGAUGAAGGCGCUGUGGGACGAGUUCAAUCAGCUGGGCACCGAGAUGAUCGUCACCAAGGCCGGCAGGCGCAUGUUCCCCACGUUUCAAGUGAAGCUCUUUGGCAUGGACCCCAUGGCGGACUACAUGCUCCUCAUGGACUUCGUUCCGGUGGACGACAAGCGCUACCGGUACGCCUUCCACAGCUCCUCCUGGCUGGUGGCCGGGAAGGCGGACCCCGCCACUCCAGGCCGAGUGCACUACCACCCGGACUCGCCUGCCAAAGGUGCACAGUGGAUGAAGCAGAUCGUAUCCUUCGACAAGCUCAAGCUGACCAACAACCUGCUGGAUGACAACGGCCAUAUUAUUCUCAACUCCAUGCACAGAUACCAGCCCCGCUUCCACGUCGUCUAUGUGGACCCACGCAAAGAUAGUGAGAAAUACGCUGAGGAGAACUUUAAAACCUUUGUGUUUGAGGAGACUCGCUUCACCGCGGUCACUGCCUACCAGAACCACCGGAUCACGCAGCUCAAGAUCGCCAGCAACCCAUUCGCCAAAGGCUUCCGAGAUUGCGAUCCGGAGGACUGGCCCCGGAACCACCGGCCCGGCGCGCUGCCGCUUAUGAGCGCUUUCGCGCGCUCGCGGAACCCCGUGGCCUCCCCCACGCAGCCCAACGGCGCAGAGAAAGGUAGGGCCGGGGUCGUGGGAUCCGGGCCGUGGCCCUGCGCGCGCUCCGCCCCGGGCAGAUGGCCGAGCCUGGCCUCGCCCGCGCCCCAGGGACGCCCACGGCCUUCGCGCCGGUUGCACAACGGCAGUGGCGGCGGGCAAUUAGAUCGCACGGGGGAUGUCGGGGAGAGCGUGUCCGGUCGACUCGGGGACUUCGGGGUCUCCCCAGCUCCAGUCCCCACAAGCCGCAGCGAAGUGGGUGUCCCUACGGUGCCCUCCGAGCGCCUCUUCCCGGCCCGUUUCCAGAGCCUCUUCCCGGCCACGCCCCUCUCCGUCCUCUCCCCGCCCCCUCUGCCGUAG
Molecule: messenger RNA, 1119 nt
Organism: Ailuropoda melanoleuca (giant panda)
Lineage: Eukaryota; Metazoa; Chordata; Mammalia; Carnivora; Ursidae
Gene: TBX1
Product: T-box transcription factor 1
Exons: 7
Biological process (GO): cell fate specification; positive regulation of DNA-templated transcription; regulation of transcription by RNA polymerase II
Cellular component (GO): chromatin; nucleus
Molecular function (GO): DNA-binding transcription factor activity, RNA polymerase II-specific; RNA polymerase II cis-regulatory region sequence-specific DNA binding
Source: RefSeq, a predicted model, not a curated record